Molecule: messenger RNA, 1790 nt
Organism: Purpureocillium takamizusanense
Lineage: Eukaryota; Fungi; Ascomycota; Sordariomycetes; Hypocreales; Ophiocordycipitaceae
Product: Histone acetyltransferase
Exons: 3
Coding region: 13-1755 (580 amino acids)
Biological process (GO): protein farnesylation; protein geranylgeranylation
Cellular component (GO): protein farnesyltransferase complex; cytoplasm; CAAX-protein geranylgeranyltransferase complex
Molecular function (GO): protein farnesyltransferase activity; CAAX-protein geranylgeranyltransferase activity
Source: RefSeq, a predicted model, not a curated record
CCUGCACUACGUAUGCCAAACCCGACUUUAUUUCAGACCGAGGCGACAACGUUCGUUUCCACUGUGCCGCAAUCGACGAGGCGGGCAUCCAAACCACUUUGGUGGGUGCCACAUGGCUACCGCGCUCGGCGCGAAAAUGGCGGGGUCGCGCAGAACAAUGCCAACUUCCUCCCUUCAGCAGCUACCACCCCCCCACCAUCCACCACCUCCAAGGCUCCGACCAUGCCGCCCAAGCAGAAGGGCGGUGCCAAGGCCAACAAUCCCGAGCCUCAAGCCCCCAGGCCCGUCAUCGAGACCGUCCAGGACCGAUCGCGCGUGCGCUUCUACCAGACCAACCCCGUCGAAAAGCGCUUCGAGGAAGUUGGCUUGCCCGGCCUGACCCCAGCCGAGAAGAAGACAUACGUCCAUUCGCGGCUUCUGCAGCCUGUCGCGCAGCACAAGGUCCCGUUGACAAACAAGACCGAGCGCGAGUUCUGGAAGCAGGUUACCAAGGAGGCUCUCCCUGUCCGCCGCCUCGCGAAGAGCUACAACUGGGGCGCAGACCGUAGUGGACGAGACUUUGGGUCGUACAAACUUGAGGAGUUCCAGCAGCGUAGCCUCAAGCAAGCUCGGCUGACGGCUCUCGACAUCCUGCACCGCGGCUUUCUCGCAAAGAGAGACCUUGCACAGCGCCAAGGACUGAACUUGGACACCGAGGACAUUGAGAACGAGAAGAAGAGGCGAAACGAGAUGGCAGCUCUGAAGCGAGAACUCUACGGCGAAAUUCCCGGGCCGCUGGCCAACGACCCUGAGUGGGAUGACGUGAUUCCCAUACCCCAGAAUGAACCAGAGGAUGCCUUGGCCAAGAUUGCCUAUCCCGAUGAUUAUGCGGAGGCCGUUUCAUACCUCCGCGCCGUCAUGGCGGUUGAGGAAUGCUCUCCUCGGUGUUUGCGGCUGACAGAGCUCGUCAUAUCCAUGAACCCUGCGCACUACACUGUCUGGCUCUACCGCUUCAAGAUCGUAUCCACCCUGAAGCUGUCGGUGCCAGAGGAGAUUCAGUGGCUGAAUGAGGUCGCCUUGAACAACCUUAAGAACUACCAGAUCUGGCAUCACCGACAGCUGCUCUUGGAUUAUUACUAUCCGACAAUUGCCUCUGACGAGGAUGCAGUCAAGAAACUGGGCAGGUCUGAGACAGAGUUCAUCGCCACGAUUCUCGCAGAGGACACCAAGAAUUACCAUGUCUGGUCCUACCGGCAGUACUUGGCCGAGAAGUUGGGUCUAUGGACGCCGAGCGAGCUAGGCACCACGCAGAGCAUGAUUGAGGACGAUGUUCGCAACAACUCGGCAUGGGCGCAUCGCUUCUUCUUGGUGUUUUCGGACCCCAAGGUGUCCACCCCAGAUCUUCCACCAACGUCUCACGACCCCAAGGUACCCGAUUCGAUCAUCGACAGAGAACUCGCCUACGCGAAAGAGAAGAUUCUCCUGGCUCCGCAGAACCAAUCAGGUUGGAACUACUUGCGGGGUGUCCUCGCCAAGGGAGGUCGCCCUGUCGUCGAUGUGAGUGACUUUGCGGAGCAGUUCGUCACAGGACUUGGCCAGGACGACGAACAGGUCCAGAGCUCGCAUGCCCUGGACCUCUUGGCGGACGUGUUCAAGGACAAGGGCGACAAGGACAAGGCGAAGCUGUGCCUGCAGAGGCUUCGGGAGAAAUGGGAUCCCGUGCGGGAGGGAUACUGGAAGUACCGGGUGGCCGAGAUGGACAAGUCCACGGUGUAGACGGAUUGCGGCAGUAUUGGGUACUACAUGACUAC